Messenger RNA from Chenopodium quinoa (quinoa), 3296 nucleotides. RefSeq names its product mitogen-activated protein kinase kinase kinase YODA-like. Gene Ontology annotation, biological process: protein phosphorylation. NCBI's taxonomy places the organism in Eukaryota, Viridiplantae, Streptophyta, Magnoliopsida, Caryophyllales, Amaranthaceae. The record is from RefSeq and is a predicted model, not a curated record. Bases 257 to 2728 code for a protein of 823 amino acids. Gene Ontology annotation, molecular function: ATP binding; protein kinase activity. The transcript has 12 exons.
GUCAGGGUCUUUCUUCGUCUCAAAUCAAAAAACCUCACUCACAUUUUCUCUCUCCUCAACAAUCACCAGAUUCUUUGCAAAUCAUGCUGGAAGUCGGGAAAUCAUCUGGGGCAUUUGAAGUUGCAUUUUUACUAGAGUGAAAUCUGUCUUCUCUUCAAUAUAUCUCCAUUUUUUCACAUUUAAGUCACAACUGUCUUUCUUCUGAGAGUGUACUUAGGUCAAGUAGCACAUUGCUGGUGUAUAUUUGCACAUAGAUAUGCCUAUGUGGUGGGGCAAUUUGUCAUCCAAAAAGGUUCAACAAAAGACAAACAGAAGAAGUUUUAUCGAUUUAAUACAAAGGAAAUUAAACAUUCGUUCAGAAGAGAAGAAAAUGGGUGAUGUAGCAGGAUCAGAAAAGGAUUAUAUAGAUGCUUGCUCAGAAAAGAGAUCACCCCACUUAGAUUCUACAUUACCCUCGUUGCAAGUAUCGCCUUGCCAUUGUUUUACUGAGCAACCUCAUGCUCAACCUCUUCCUCUUCCUGUACAGCAUUCUCCAGGGGUAGGAGUAGAACAUCCUCUUUCUGGACAUAUCCCAUCAAGCUUGGAGUUAAAUGGAUGCUCUCAGCCUUUGCUAAAUUCUGAUCUUCUCUCUGGACAUGAAUAUAACCGUGAACAGUCUUUUGCUGUGGAUGCUUGGGGAGAUUCUGUUACUGCCUCCAUCUCCAGUAAUAGCUCAGUUGAUACAAAUGAUCAGCCUGAUUCCCAGUUCUUGAGCCCACAGGCUUCUGAUUAUGGAAGUGGGAAUGCAACGGCUAUCAGCAGCCCUUCCAGGCACAUGGAUCAUUCCUCUAUCAUUGCUCGAAGAAUCUUGAAGGAUCAAUUAAAGCAAGUUAACCUGUCAAUCAGUGAUCAUGUCCCUUUGAAAUCUACCAAAAAAGGAUCAUUUGGUACCCAAGUGACCAAACUGCAGAUUGCUCCUCGUGCUGGUUUCUUCAGUGCUCCAGACAGCUACACUUCAAGUCCUUCUCGAAGCCCAGUAAAGGCUUGUACCCAUGAACAAGUUAUCAGAUCUAGUUCUGGUGUAGGAACACCAUGCUCAGAUAUGAAUUUGGUUGGACCUGAACAUUGCUGCAAUUUGGGUUCUGAAAAAAUUUCAGGACCUAAUCCUGUCUCAGAUCAGUCUUUCUUUGGGCCUCAGAGCGGGCGUACGCCAAAUUAUUCUCGAAUACCAAGCCCUAUAAUGAUUAGUCCUAGUCGAGGUUCUUGCGUACAAAACGGCGUUGUGAGUCCAUUACAUCCUAUGGAUAGGUUUGGUGAUGGAAAGCCUGAGAGUCACAAGCUACCACUACCACCUGCAACAGCCUGCAGCUCUUGUCCAUUUUCAUCUUCAUAUGUAGGAGUAAAUACUCCUACUAAUCCAAGAACCCAUGUUCGACCAGGAAUUUCAACAAGCCCUGUUUCACAAUGGAAAAAAGGACGGCUUAUAGGAAGUGGCACAUUCGGUCAAGUCUAUCUGGGCUUCAACAGUGAAACUGGUGAGAUGUGUGCAAUGAAGGAAGUUACUUUGUUCUCUGAUGAUUCCAAGUCAAAGGAAAGUGCACAGCAAUUCAGACAAGAAAUCACUCUGCUGAGCCACUUUAGACAUCCAAAUAUUGUGCAGUAUUUUGAUUCUGAUAUGGUUGACGACAAACUGUAUAUAUACUUAGAAUAUGUCUCUGGUGGUUCUAUAUAUAAAAUUCUUCGGGAAUAUGGUGAGCUUGGCGAAUCAGCUAUCCGCAGCUAUACACGCCAAAUUUUGUCUGGACUUGCGUAUUUGCACUCUAAAAACACUGCUCACAGAGACAUUAAAGGAGCCAAUAUUCUUGUGGACCCAAGUGGGCAGGUUAAAUUGGCAGAUUUUGGCAUGGCGAAACAUAUCACUGGGCAAUCAUGUCCAUUUUCUUUCAAAGGAAGCCCAUACUGGAUGGCUCCUGAGGUAAUUAGGAACUCGAAUGGGUGCAACCUUGCUGUUGAUAUAUGGAGUCUGGGAUGUACUGUAAUAGAGAUGGCUACCUCAAAACCUCCUUGGAGUCAAUAUGAAGGGGUUGCAGCUCUCUUCAAAAUUGGGAACAGCAAAGAACUUCCCACAGUCCCCGAUCAUCUCUCAAUGGAAGGAAAGGACUUUAUUCGGCGAUGUUUGCAGCGAAACCCGAGAGAUCGUCCUUCUGCUAUCCAGCUGUUGGGGCAUCCUUUCAUCAGAAAUGUAACUUCACCUGUAAAAGGCUCAAUAAGUUUAGAUCCACUUGGGCUGCACUAUACACCUUUUGAUGCAGAAAGAUAUAAGGGCAUGAGUCACGUGAAAACAAUUUCAAGCUCAGACUUGGAAGGAGUGGCUGUUCAGUUGUCCAGGGACAUUACAAAUGGAUCAGGAUCCAGGAACACUCCGAUGUCAAAGCAUAUAUCAUGUCCAGUUUCUCCUAUUGGUAGUCCUUUUUUGCAUCCAAAGUCAUCACUGCCAAUGUACAGAAAUUCUACCAUAUCCGGACCCCAGACUGCUUCUGGCUCAUCUACGCCUUGCAGGGCUUGCACCAGUGGCAAUGUUGCUUUCCCAGUUAAACAUUUGGACCAUUUACUUCCUUAUCGAAAGUCCCAAAAAAGUCUAUAUGCCAGUGGCAACCCCUUGUUCUGCAAAACAAAGCUAGAAACUUUAUCUGGUAUUCCAGAGGUUUCCCAGACAAAUGGAGAUAUAUUUCAUGUCGAAAUGACUUAGCUGGAAGUAAGUUUGUACAAGGAAUUCAUCGUGAGCCAGGGGAAGUUUGUAAUCGACAGUCAGUAUUGGCCAGUCAUGUAUCUCAGCAACUCUUGAUUGAUCAUCUCAAAUGAGCCUAGUCCCUGUUAAUUUAAUUGUCAUGCUCAUGCUGUAUUGUUCGACAAUUUUUUUGACAGUCUUGUACUGGGAGAAGGCGUGUUGUAUUGCUGGGUGAAUGAUUUAUGUACAGUUGAAGUAGUGUUACAGAUGUAAAUAGAAAUUCUAGGGUUCGCCAAGCUUGCAGAAGGAAGAUCAGAAUUUGUGGGAUUCUCUUCGUGCAAGGAGCAAAUAUGAUAGUGAAUAGCUAGAUAAUUUUUGAAUUUUUAGGUUAGUUUAGUGAUUAUGAUUUUGCUGUAUGUACAUAUCAUUGAACAGCCCAAUUUUGUGCCAAAGUUGCCAGACAAGGAAGCUUAUGAUGCCUUGUAUCAUUUGACAGUUGCAUAUCCUACAUAUUGAUGGGAAAUUUAAUUUUGCCAGAUGUAUUGCUGAACAAUAUUUACUCACUCACAAUAUAGUUCUUGUUUUCUUA